This is a messenger RNA of Striga asiatica, 417 nucleotides long. The record is from the annotation of a GenBank genome assembly. Lineage: Eukaryota; Viridiplantae; Streptophyta; Magnoliopsida; Lamiales; Orobanchaceae.
AUGAGCAGCUGUUUGUGGGCCCCACUUGUGUUUGCAGCCCGAACGGCCCUCCGAAUCUCCGCAUUCCUCCUCGACCCGCACGGCCUGCUCGAAACGGGCCGGCCAGUGGACGGCCCAUAUUGGGAGCUGGACCUUCCGGCGGGCCCGUUCAGUGAUAUGGGCCCGGCCCACGAAGAGACGUGCUCUAUCUGCCUAAUGGAGUUUCUCAAAGAGGAUUGGGUGAACAAGCUGCCGAAAUGUGGCCACGUGUUCCACGUGGCAUGUAUGGACAGCUGGCUUGAAAUGUGUCGAUUCACGUGCCCACUUUGCAGGUCGUUCUUGCCGUGUGCCAGGUCAUCAUCGCCAUGUGGCGAGCGGGCAGAGCCGGUCUGCGUGGAGCUGCCCGAGUUGGGUGAUGAUUUUACUUAUGUAGACUAA